This is a messenger RNA of Salvia hispanica, 693 nucleotides long. NCBI's taxonomy places the organism in Eukaryota, Viridiplantae, Streptophyta, Magnoliopsida, Lamiales, Lamiaceae. The record is from RefSeq and is a predicted model, not a curated record.
UCUACCAUCUUCGAAAUUGGGAGAAGAAGGCUCUGUACUCAAGAGAUAGAGGCAUGUUAUGUUAUGGUUUCAGAAGGGUGUCAAGAGUUAUGGUUGGAUAAGGCACAUAUACCACGCGUAGCAAAGGUUGAAGGACUUCCAAAGAUGAUUGCUACAUUGCUCUCAAUCAGAGACGGUAAACGAACUCGAAUCACUAGGGAUGACCUUUGUGACCAUGUUUGGGAAUUCCGCUUUACAGAGUCGGCGCCGCAGUACUGGCGGGACCUGGACCCCUCGUGGCGCGAGGAAGGCGCCACCCCAAUGCGGCGGUAUUUCCACCCAGAUGGCAGCAUCACGGCCGACCCCGAGGACAAGGUGUGGGGCGGCCACGAGUCGACCUACACAAUUGUGACCGGGCUCCUUGCAGACGGCAAGGUGCGAGAGCUACGUGAGGAUCAACCGGUGGCCUAAGAUGAUGGUGGAGCGCCACCCCGACUGGAGCUGGGAACUCCGUAACCACCUCUACUUCUACAAGAGCGUCCCUGACAGCCACACCGGCACUGGCCCUGCCUCCAUCUCCCUCUCCGUCUCCGGCGGCUUUUCUUGAAGCUGGAAAAAAAACUCUCCUUUGUGUGUGUGUGAGUGUGAAUAUGCAUGUUGUAAAUCGGAGUUGUGGGAUAAGCUAUUUAUAGAAAAAAGAUUGCUAUUUUAAUA